Messenger RNA from Panicum hallii, 1549 nucleotides. RefSeq lists its product as uncharacterized. Lineage: Eukaryota; Viridiplantae; Streptophyta; Magnoliopsida; Poales; Poaceae. The record is from RefSeq and is a predicted model, not a curated record. Bases 95 to 1246 code for a protein of 383 amino acids. The transcript has 2 exons.
CUUUCAGCUCGCAACCGCAAAGCAGGGGAGAGGAGUCCUUGCGAAAGAGGAAGAGAAGCACCGGCGGGAGGAGGAAGAGGAGGAGGAGAGCACGAUGCGCCGCGUCGCGCUGUUGCUGCUCGUCUGCGCGGCGGCGCGCGCCGCCGCGGUCGUCACCGACGGUAAGAGCUCGGGAGCUAAUCUUGCUGUCACCGACGGGCUGCUCCCGAACGGCAACUUCGAGGAGGGCCCGCCCAGGUCGGCGCUGGUGAACGGCACGGUGGUGAAGGGCGCCAACGCCAUCCCGCGCUGGGAGACCUCGGGCUUCGUCGAGUACAUCGAGUCGGGGCACAAGCAGGGCGACAUGCUCCUGGUCGUCCCGCAGGGCGCCCACGCCGUGCGCCUGGGCAACGAGGCCUCCAUCCGCCAGCGCCUCGCCGUGUCCCGCGGCGCCUACUACGCCAUCACCUUCAGCGCGGCGCGCACCUGCGCGCAGGCGGAGCGCCUCAACGUCUCGGUGAGCCCCGAGUGGGGCGUGCUCCCGAUGCAGACCAUCUACGGCAGCAACGGCUGGGACUCGUACGCCUGGGCCUUCAAGGCCAAGCUCGACGUCGUCACGCUCGUCAUCCACAACCCCGGCGUCGAGGAGGACCCCGCCUGCGGCCCGCUCAUCGACGGCGUCGCCAUCCGGGCGCUCUACCCGCCCAGGCUCGCCCGCGGGAACAUGCUCAAGAACGGCGGCUUCGAGGAGGGGCCCUACUUCCUGCCCAACGCGUCCUGGGGCGUGCUCGUGCCGCCCAACAUCGAGGACGACCACUCGCCGCUCCCGGCCUGGAUGAUCGUCUCCUCCAAGGCCGUCAAGUACGUCGACGCCGCGCACUUCAAGGUGCCCCAGGGCGUGCGCGCCGUCGAGCUGGUGGGCGGCAGGGAGAGCGCGCUCGUGCAGGAGGUGCGCACCGUGCCCGGGUGGAGCUACCGCCUCGCCUUCGCCGUGGGGGACGCCGCCGACGGCUGCACGGGGUCCAUGGUCGCCGAGGCCUUCGCGGCGCGCGCCACCGUCAAGGUGCCCUACGAGUCCAAGGGCACCGGCGGGUACAAGCGCGCCGUGCUGGACUUCACGGCCAUCGCCAACCGCACCCGCGUCGUGUUCCAGAGCACCUUCUACCACAUGAAGGCCGACGGCACGCUCUGCGGGCCCCUCGUCGACGACGCGUCGCUCGUCGGACUGCGCAAGAAGCCCGCCGGCGGCCGCCGCCUGCUGCUGUGAAGCCUUCGAUUCGCCGGCGGAGCGAGUAGCGUGCGUGCGUCAGUGAUGUAAUAUGGUUGGCGUGUGGCUAGUACUGGUAGGCGUUUUGGCUUGGUGUGCGCUUGGUAUAUGUGUGGCGUGCCGUGCCGUGCGUGCCCUGUGCAGUGGUUGCAGCUGCAGUGGCGCGCGCAUGGGUGGAGUUUUUCUUGUGAAGAAGAAAGGGGUGGUGGCCUGGCUCGAGGGUCCAAGACUUUCGAGUGUAACUUAACCUGAGAAGCCAGGCUGAAGUCGACAAGGGAUUAAUGGCUAAUGUUACUACUACUA